Monosiga brevicollis MX1 is the source of this 741-nucleotide messenger RNA. RefSeq lists its product as uncharacterized. The coding region runs from base 1 to 741 and encodes 246 amino acids. Gene Ontology annotation, molecular function: protein-folding chaperone binding; adenyl-nucleotide exchange factor activity; protein homodimerization activity. Gene Ontology annotation, biological process: protein folding; protein import into mitochondrial matrix. The record is from RefSeq and is a predicted model, not a curated record. Gene Ontology annotation, cellular component: PAM complex, Tim23 associated import motor. NCBI's taxonomy places the organism in Eukaryota, Choanoflagellata, Craspedida, Salpingoecidae. The transcript is spliced from 4 exons.
AUGGCCGCCGCGCCUCAAUUGGCCAGCCUCUUGCGCUCUCCGGCAACGACGACCGUGCGGGCUUGGCCCACUCUGGCUGGUUCCCGGGCGCAGCCGGCAACAGCGGCCCGCACCUUCAUGAACUUUUUUAGUACCAGCAACAAGAAGCCACAGGACAACAAGGCUGAGCCUGCAGCCGCCGCCGAGGCGGAAGCCCAAGCCACCGAGCAACAGACGACCGAGGACGCAGCCGCCACCAUGAACCCGGCCGAGAUUGAGCAGCUCAAGACCGAGCUGGAAGCUGCCAAGGCUGCCGAAGCCGACCUCAAGGACAAGUAUCUGCGGGCAUUGGCCGAUAUGGAGAACUUGCGCCAUCGCAGCAAGCGUGAGGUUCAGGACGCCAGCGACUAUGCCAUGCAGAAGUUUGCCAAGGACCUUCUCGAGUUUGCCGACAACCUCGAGCGCGCGCUCGCGUAUGUGCCUGAAGAGGCUCGCACCGCCGAGGGCAACACAGAUUUGAAGAACCUGUAUGAGGGCGUUGAGGGAACUCAGCGCCAGCUCCAACACGUGUUUGCCCGUUAUGAGCUGCUGCCGGUGAACCCUCUGGGCGAGAAGUUUGACCCCGAACUGCACGAGGCCCUCUUCCAGGUUCCCGACCCCAACCAGGCCCCGGGCACUGUGGCUCAGGUCAUGCACACUGGCUACACCCUCAAGGGUCGCCUGCUUCGCGCAGCUGGUGUUGGUGUGGUCGUCAAGGCCUAA